AUGGUCAAAAACGUCGUAAUUGUGGGAAGCGGCAUGGCAGCCAUAACUGCUGCCCGUGAACUUUCAAGAAAUGGAAUCAAGGUUACCAUAUUGGAAGCGAUGGAUCGGCUGGGUGGUCGCAUCCAUACUGUAAAGCGAGGCGAGCGGAAGUACGAUCUAGGAGCUUCCUGGAUGCAUGACACUUUAGUGAACCCUUUAUUUUUGACAUGCGCCAAAGAAGGUAUCACCAUGGAAUACGAUGAUGAAAGUCAUGGAUACUUUACCAAAUAUGGGCCCAUUCCCAGAGAGUUGAACAUUACUGCUGUCGCUGAAGACUUAGACGGCAUGAUGGAGCUUGAUUACGGACUGGGAAAAUACCGACAACCAGAUCAAACCCUCAAGACUUACGCAAUUGAAUUCGUUAACAAAUGGCCUUUGAUUAGCGAGCGGAAUAAAAAGCUUGUACCGAGAUUAGCUCAAUUUCAUGAGUUAUGGACGGGUGUGCCUUGGAACGAAGCUGGCGCAGCCACUACUCUGCUAGAUUUUAUGGGUCGCAAUGCUUUCAUGAUAGAAGGGAUGUCUAGCAUCUAUGAGUUUGUGCGUAAAGAUGUCAAUUGGGACCAUACUGACGCCAUAACGAAUGCAGUCGUUCAGAAAAUUUCAACAGACGGAGAAACAUAUCUGGUGUCAACGGAUCAGAGGACCUAUGAAGCAGACUACGUCAUUUGUACAAUUCCUCUUGGGGGACUUAAAAAUUUCCACGCACAGCUGUUUGAUCUUCCUCUUAGCGAGAGUCUGUCAAAAGCCAUGAGAGAAGGCGUCAUGGGUGCUUUAGGUAAGGUUGUUCUUGAGUUCGACACUUGUUGGUGGCAUAAUGAGUUUGAUCAGAUCAAGUUUAUCGUCGACGAAGACCCGGAGAUUGAUCUUGGAUUGGGCCCCGGAAAUCAGCCCCUGGAUUUUAUAAAUGCCUUCAGAAAACAUCCCGCACACAAUCAGCAUGCUCUCAUCGUUCUCACUGCACCGCCUCUCACCCAGUUUGUUGAGGCAAAUCCUGAUAAGGCGUUCUCAUACUUAUUGCCGGCACUUCGUGCAAUUAGGAAAAACCAAAACGAAGAAGUCCCUGAACCAGUGUUCACUAUGUGCACAGACUGGACAUUGAACCCUUGGAUCGGAGGUUCGUACACUGGUGUUAAGGUCGGCCAUACCUUUGAUGAGACUGUUCAACCAUUUAUUGAAGGUGCAGAUAGAUUACGCUUUGCAGGGGAGCAUACAGUGUAUGAUGGGAAUGGAUGCGUUCAUGGUGCAUAUGCUAGCGGCUUGAGAGAAGCAGGAUGGAUCCUCGACCAUCUACAAGCGCCAGCAUCUGGAAAAUAA
Wickerhamiella sorbophila is the source of this 1353-nucleotide messenger RNA. Its product is annotated as Corticosteroid-binding protein. The coding region runs from base 1 to 1353 and encodes 450 amino acids. The record is from RefSeq and is a predicted model, not a curated record. Gene Ontology annotation, molecular function: oxidoreductase activity. The transcript has a single exon. NCBI's taxonomy places the organism in Eukaryota, Fungi, Ascomycota, Dipodascomycetes, Dipodascales, Trichomonascaceae.